ACCACCAGUGGCUGCCUACUGCAUGAUACCUCAAGUAAAUGUCUCGUCUUGCCGCAUAUAAAGUGUCUAUCAGACCUGCCUUCAGGCCAGGACUUCAUGGCUUCCUCACAAGCGAGUCAAGCCCUUAUACGACGGUCAUCGGUGGACGAUGUUGCUCUUAUGCCCCCGCCACCUCUCAAGCGGAUAAAAAGACCACCAAAAGUUCUGGACGAGGACGAAUAUACAAAGGCGCUGUCCGACAUCAUUGCGCGCGACUACUUCCCCGGCCUGCUCGAAAGCCAGGCGCAGCAUGACUACUUAGCUGCGUUAGACUCUGGAAACGAGUCUUGGAUUGUGGAGGCAGCGCAGAAAUUGAGACAGGUGGCAGCGCCCGCAACGGGCAGCAAGAGAAGGUCAGCGCGGAACACUCGAUUCGACAGGACCCCUUCAGCAACGCCCCGAACAGUGGGAGAUACGCCAGUGGGAUAUACGGGGAGCGAGACACCCGUGACGGUCGCUGGGACCGAAGUUGAGGAAGAGGAGGAGCGGCAAAAGCAGUUGGAUACAGCGAGAUUCUCGCUGGGUUCUUUCCAGGCGAAGUACACGUCGGAGGACAAUGAGUCCUUCAACGCUCUCCUUGACACACAAAACCAAAAACGCCGCGAAAAGCACGCCCACCUCUGGACCCAGGAUCAGCGACUCCCCUCUGCAAGGCAAAUCGCGCACCGCGCCCGGGAGGCCCGACUCCUCAAGGAGCGCGAAGAAAAUGAAGCGGCGGGAAAAGCCAUGAUCCCUAUGACCUCAGGAGCGACAGACGCCCGUCUUGCGAGACCCGACGCUUGGAAAAUCAAGCGUCCCGACAACAGCUUCAUGUUCAAUGUGACCUCCGUAGACGAAGACGGGGUCCAAACCGUGCAGGAAGUCAAGGAGCAAAACUCCAAGGCCGGCCCCAAGCAAGUGGUUCACGCAAAUACACGAUUUCCGCCGAUGCAAUACGUCGACGAACCUGGUCCGGUCCCUCCUUCACCGUCGCUCAACACGGACAUCAUUGAGCAACGGACCGCGCACAAGAGACAGCGGGAGGGUAGCGAUCUGGCGACCACGACCGACUUCCCGGGAAGCGAGACUCCGCGUGUCAACGGCUACGCAUUCGUCGAGGAAGACGAGCCCGAAAACCUGCCGUCCGCCGCGGACCCAUCGGCUCCCAGUUACCGCGAUCUCCUGGCCGGGCAGGUCGGCGACGGCACGCCCAACCCGUUCAAGAUCGGCGAGAUCCGCAAACGCGAGGAUCUGCAUCUGAGGAUGUUGGAGAAGCAGGCGAGGAAGAAGCGGGACAAGGAGCGGGAGACGGUCAAAACGCCCAGUUCUGUGUUUGGGGCCGGUGUGAAGACGCCCUCGACGGCGGCGGCAGCAGCAGCAGCAGCGGGAAACAUGACCCCCGCGGCAAGACGGCUGAUGGCGAAGCUGGGCGGGAAGACACCCGUGAGAACUGGCCUGGAACUUGGGGUGGGAGCGGACGGCGUCGACGCGAAGGAGAUGUGGACUCCUGGACGGACGCCGCGGAGGAGGCACGCUGGGAAGUGACUCUUUGAUGUUCCCUCUCUAUAAGAGUGGCUCCCUCUGCGCACCUACAGAUACAGAGUGUGCGGCGUGUGUGCGUGAAGUAAACUAAGCCAUCCUUAGGCCCUCUCCCCCACGUCCAAUAGACCAAAUAACAUGACUACGAAUGAGCAGAACAUUUGCGCUCCUUA
Messenger RNA from Cladophialophora immunda, 1730 nucleotides. RefSeq lists its product as uncharacterized. Gene Ontology annotation, cellular component: catalytic step 2 spliceosome. The record is from RefSeq and is a predicted model, not a curated record. Bases 97 to 1563 code for a protein of 488 amino acids. The transcript has a single exon. Lineage: Eukaryota; Fungi; Ascomycota; Eurotiomycetes; Chaetothyriales; Herpotrichiellaceae.